AUGUCUCUCUCGGUCGAUCAAGUGCAUUUGCUCAAGCGAGAGCUUUUGCGCUUGGCAAUUGCAGACGAGUCUGCUCGGCUGGACAAUAUGAACAACAUUAACCAGCUGGGGCCUCCUUUUAUAGACACGGACGGCAUGCCGGCUGAUGGAUCGGCGUUCCCGAUCAUGUCCUACAUUUUGGUGAACUUUGUCGUUCCGUUCCCGCCGUUGGCCAGAGCCGACGCCAAAUUCUGGGCCAAUACUGCACAACCAUUCAUACAAGGACUAGCAUCAAAGGAAAUCUCGUCCAGUGCUGAUCGUGACGAGGCAACCAAGCGUCGCCGACUCGGCCGUAUUGCCAAACGAUUCAUCUUGAUGCUCAUGGUUGCCGGUAUUAGCACUAAUGUACCGAAUGAAUCACGACGGUACUCCAAAAGACGGGCGUACGAUGCAAUCCUACCCAAAACCGACGACGGAAUCCUCGAUAAACAGCCUGGCACGCCCCAAGACGCAGAAAUAGCAAAUGGAACUCCGCCCCCAGGCCCCGUCCCGGGUUUAAUUGCCACAGUAAUUGGUGCAUAUACUGGAAGCUCGACCAGAUUGUUGAAAAAUAAAGAAACACAUUACAUUUUGGAGGCCCAGAUGUGGGGUGGGCCGCCCGUCUGGACAAAGCGAACGUACUUGGAUUUCGUAGCUUUGGACAAACGUUUGAUGAAGGAAUUCCCCGGUAAGCAUCUUGCCAGACUGCCUCACAAAAAUUCUACCAAUACUGUUGUCAAAGUUGACGGCUCGGAACGCACCUUGAUCCGGGAACGCCAACGAGUGACAUUGCGAGCAUAUCUCAAUCGAUUGACUUCUAUUCCAAAAGUAUGCCAGAGUGAUAUUUUUCUCGAGUUUUUGUUCAAACAGCGAGUUAAUGAACUCACAAAGGAGGAGAUAGCCGAUAUUGUGGUUCGCCAAGGUUUAGACCGUGAACGUUGGACUAACCGAGAGAAAUUCUAUGAUCUGGCAAAUGAACGAGCCAAAAAACUCGAGCAGUACCUUGGGGAAAUCAAAUCUGAGAUUUUGAUGGAUGACGCUCUUCCCAAGCUGUUUAUGGAGAUGAAAACCCAUUCGCGGGUCGAAGAUAUGUCCCCCUUAUUGCAAAAAUUUGUCGAGUGGUGCUUGGUAGAGUUUUCGGGAAUCAUUUACAACCUCUUGCUUGGAAGAGACGAUAGUCCUGAGAUUUUUAGCCAAGUCAAACGGUUCUACCACCUCAUGCCUUUCAAGCUGAUGCAAGGCAUCCUGAAGCUUUCAAACCCCGCCUUGAUCAUGAAGAAACUGACAGACCUGUUUAUGGCGACCCCUUUUGGUGGUAAAUCGCUUCUCCAGAAUAUGUUUAUUCGCAUCCUGAAUGAUGAUAUGCGCUCGCAAGAGGUUCUGCUCGAAGAGCUGGAAAAAUCUAUUUCCAACCAUGCUUUGACAAAACCCUUAAAGGACUACUCACAAAUGGGAUACCAUGAGCGAGAACAAAUACAUUAUCAGGUUGACCACUCCAACAAAGAUAUUGUCUUGGUUAUCUAUGAGAAUUCUGACAUUGACCCCAAGUUACUGCGCAUAACCACAAAGUAUCAUGAUCUGUGGCAGAAGGCAGUUGAGCAUCCCGAAACAAUUGAUGACAAUGUUGAAAAAAUCGAUACAUAUUCUCAGCUCAAGGACUUUUUGAAAUUAUCGGUCCGGCAACGUGACAAGGAUAUCAUGAAAGACUUUUGGGCCGAUCCGGGCACCAUUGCAUUUGUUAGAGCCACGGUUGAUAUCUUGUACGAUAUUCUGAUUGAGAUUUUCCGGACUGGUAAAAUUGCAGAGUCUCUUGGCGAUUUUGAGAGGUUUGCCUCUGAUAUCAUUAACUUUGUGGAUGCAGCAGAUGGCGGUAUAGCUCUUGACGCUAAUGAGCUGGUAAACGGAUUGAUUGCGAUCUGCCAAAAGCAUCAAAAUUCAGUCUUCAGGUUUAUCAAUCGAGUGUACUCUCGGGAGGAUAGUAUCUUUGUUGAUAUGAUUUCAUGGAUGACGCUAUUUAUUAAUUUCAUCCGUGACGGCAAACAAAACAAAUACAGGAUUGAUUUAUUUGGGAUUGUCGACAGAGCAUCAGAGAAUGGGAUGGACAUUUCCGUUCUCCAAAGUGACUUGGAUACUCUCCAGCAGUGGUUACGAAACCGACAAGAAACUGCGAAACCAGAUCUCAAGGGUGCCCCUACUGAGAAGAUGGGCGAGGCCAGCGAUUAUCUCGAGGAUAUCGGUCUCACAUGGGAUGAUGUUGGAUUCGCAAUGGCAGAAGUUGAAAUUGAUGAGCAGGAGGAAUUUAUUCCAGAGCUCAAUACGGAUAUGGCCCAAGAUGCAGUGACUCGUGAGAGAUUUAGACGGUUCAAGCAUUCUGAGAUGGAAAGACGAAAAGAGGAGAUGAAAGAUCGGCCAGCAUCACGGCUCAUUGAGGAAUUAGUUCCUGCCUUCCAGGAAGCACUAGGUAAAGUCUUGAGCGAAGCCAGGGUUUAUCCUACACCUAUGAGUAACUACAAAUGA
Molecule: messenger RNA, 2535 nt
Organism: Wickerhamiella sorbophila
Lineage: Eukaryota; Fungi; Ascomycota; Dipodascomycetes; Dipodascales; Trichomonascaceae
Exons: 1
Coding region: 1-2535 (844 amino acids)
Molecular function (GO): phosphatidylinositol binding
Source: RefSeq, a predicted model, not a curated record